This is a messenger RNA of Zootoca vivipara (common lizard), 930 nucleotides long. Its product is annotated as P2Y purinoceptor 2-like. Gene Ontology annotation, molecular function: G protein-coupled receptor activity. Gene Ontology annotation, cellular component: plasma membrane. NCBI's taxonomy places the organism in Eukaryota, Metazoa, Chordata, Lepidosauria, Squamata, Lacertidae. Gene Ontology annotation, biological process: G protein-coupled receptor signaling pathway. The record is from RefSeq and is a predicted model, not a curated record.
AUGAACACCACCAACGUGACACAAUGUCAGCCAGGGGGGAUCCACCUUGCCCUCCCAGUAAUUUUGGGCAUCGUCUCAGUGGGCGGGUUGGUCUUCAACAGCAUCAGCCUCUGGAUCUUCUGGUUUGCCAUCAAGCGCUGGAAUUCUGGCAUCAUGCUUCAGUUCAAUCUGGCCUUGGUAGACAUCAUUGUCCUUCCGGUAAUGCCAUUGAUGGUGACCUAUUUCAGCUUGGGCAACCACUGGCCCUUUGGGCAGUUUGUCUGCCAGCUUCAAGUCUUCCUGCUCAGCACCCACCUGUAUGGAAGCAUCUACUUCCUCAUGCUCAUCAGCAUCCACAGGUACCAAGCCAUUGUCCACUACAACGCCAAGACCCUCUGGAGGAAGAAGUCUGCCUUGAAAAAGUUGGUCUUGGUCUUCUGGGCUUUCCUCUUCCUGCAGGGGCUUCCACUCUUCUUUUUCCUCAAGACUUCAGUCAUCGGCAACUCGGUCAAGUGCUUGAGCAUCUACCAGUCAGAGUUGACCUAUCUCUACCUAGCUUAUGGCACCUUCCUGGGGAUCUUCUGCUUCCUCAUUCCCUUUGGCAUCUCUCUGGUGUCCUACAUGAUGUUGGGAGCCUAUGUUGCUAAAAUCAGUCAAGCCAAUCUCCGAGGCAGAGUGAUGAAGACCAAGUCAAAGCAGAUGAUCACCAUUGCCCUGGUCAUCUUUGCCACCUGCUUCACACCCCUCCACAUCUGUGGGUCCCUGGCUGCCAUUGUGAGAUAUUAUGGCGUGUCCUGCAACGUUCUAUAUCACAUAGAAGUCACCUAUUACAUUUCUUUGGUCUUCAGCAUGGUCAACUGUUGCCUGGAUCCCUUCAUCUACAACUUUGCCAACGAGAAAUUUCACAGGCUCUUUUCCAAUUCCCUAAGAGGAUUAUUGGUGUCCGAGUGA